AUGGUUGACAUAAUGGCGCCGGUGAAUGAUGAUCCUAAUAAUGUGACCGAUUAUUCAAGAUCCAGUAACAAUCCUACUUCUGUAGUGAACGACAUGCGUCCGACAACCACGGCGCUUCUCCACCAAAAGCGACAUAGCUCCUCCUCGCACAAUGAUACACCCGAGUCGUCUUUCGCCAAAAGAAGAGUACCUGGAGUAGUAGAGCCUGUGGGGAAGGGAUUUAUAGAUGGAAUAAGCACUAGCCAAGUACUGAUGCAAAACGUCCCCUUCAAAACGGAUGAUAUUUCUAGAAGACCGAGCAUUUCUCGAAAGGCCAUGGAAUCGACCCCGCAACUUCACGCCAGUUCUAACUCGGCCAUGGACAUACCCAAGUCACCCUAUUACGUGAGCAGAACAGCGAUUGCUCGAAAUAUGGAAGUGGUCUCUAAGGACAGUCAUGACGAAAACGCCCCGCAGGCAAGGACUGAUGAUUCAUUGACUACUUCAAAUGGUAUUUAUGCCAAUUCGCAGCCGCAGAGUCAGAUAACAUUGUCCGACACUAGGGCAGCACCCGUUUCUGCUACUUCACUUCCAUCAGUGACAAGACAGUUACCUUCUGCGCAGCCCAAUCAGACAUUCAUUAAAAAAUUACAAGAAAUCUAUAAAAUUAUAGUGGUACAGGAAACAGAAUUGCAACAGAGAUGUCUCUAUUUAACAACCUCUCAAACUACGGAAUUGAAAAGCUUAUGGGCAAUAUACAAAUUAAACACUGAACUGAUCAAAAACUACAUCAAUUUCAUCAUCACUGCAUUAUUAACCACACAGCCGAUAAAUGAUUUAAUUAUGGGCCAAGAAAUCUUGGACAUUUACAGGAUAGAGAAAAGGUUAUGGGUAUAUGGUAUAAUAACUUUCUUGGAUGUCCUGAAGAAUUUUUCAAAUUUUAUGGACCCUGAGGUGUGUUGUCAAUUCAUCACAUACGCAUUUAUCUGUAUCUCGAACAUGCUUGAAGAUAUACCGCUGAAAUAUUCUAUUCUAUGGAGACAGAGACUGGGCGAUUUAUCCCGAAUGGCAAUUUCACUGUAUCCAUCAGGGUUUAUAGAUUGGAGGCUGAGCGCAGAGUAUUGGUACACUGAAUCAAUGAAAUACAUAUACGGGUGUGGUAAGCUUUACUAUCAUAUUGCCACAAUUCAACAGAACAGUUUAGAGGCAUUUGUAAACUUGGGCAAAAGUGUUUUCUGCCAGGAUCCCUUUACUCCGUCUCAACAAACGUUACAAUUAUUGAUUGAAAACAUUUAUCAGUCCGCAUUCAUUGACAGAAGUUCUAGUAAUACCAACAACAAUGAAACCGCUCAUAAAAAUUCUCAAUUAAUUGAUUAUUUAAAACACACUGAAGUAAUGUUAUUACCUAGUUUCCUGGAGAAUAUGGACUUACAACAUGUUGUGCUGCUGUAUUUCAAAGAUAAAUUUGGUAAAGACUUUAAUGGGAACGAUGUUUUUAGUACAAAAGAUAUGUUUUGCCAAAACCCAGAGUCACUACGGUAUUAUUUUAGACAUGCACCAGCAUUUGCUGAAUCUCAAAUUUUACAAUUGAUUGGGUUUGGGAAUCCUAAAAAUCCAUUUGCAUUACUGUUUCAAUUACCCAAACAUUUGAAAUUGAAAAAGGAUAAAAGAGAGAAGAAGAAAUCCGGCGCAACAGAAAUACCGCAUUACAAAGAUCCCUUUGAUGACCAAGCAAGCUCAGAAAGUUAUUUUCAAAAUAUCGAUACUUUAAAUUCCAAUUUUGAUGAUCUUCCUACCAAUAUCGAUAUCUGGCUGGAUUCCUUAAACUACAUAAACAUGACGUCAAUACAAUGUAGUAUGCACGUAUUAACUAAAUUCCUUCAUGCACCUUUAGCAGUUGCUUUACCGCAUUUUUUGACCUGGUUACAUUUCAUAAUAGCGGUUCUUAAAAAGCUGGAGACCAUUGAUUCUAAACAAGUAACUUCAUUUUGGCUGCAUUUUCUAAGAAGAACGAUGCCGUGGAAUUCCAUAGUAACUUUUGCCAACGUCUUGGUGUGCUACAUGCUAGAUAAUUUACAUCCAUUCUUAGAAAGGGAGUUAGAAAAAUUCUAUUCAUUAGAAUUAGACGAUCUGAUUGAAUAUUUUAACGAAAAUGAAAACCUACCCGAGGUUUGGAAAUGCUGGGGGAGCUUAUGGUUUGACGCAGUUAAGAAAUGCGAUGUGAUGGAAAUUCCUGGCGUUCGAGAUCACCUUUUUUUUGAUUCUCCCCUUGAUGGUAUAGUAUUUGAUAAAAAGGAUGAAAUUGGCGAGAAAUUCUGGAUACGUAGUGUAAGAACCAUUUUAACCUUGAAAGGGAUUGCCAAGAAGUUCCCUGAUUUGGGAUUGAAGGUAAAUUUUCAAGCACCUGUGUUUUGUCGUAGAAACGACAUUUCACCAGAUUAUUUUUUGAAAAAUUUAACGUUUAAGUUAGAUCCAUAUGAAGAGGACGCUUUUAAUGAUGACAACGAACUAGACGAGUUAUACGACGCAAUCGAAAUAAGCGAGCUGAUCGAAACGGAUAAUAUAGACCUGCGGGCCACACCGAGAUUAAGUGUUGUUUCUGGUGAGAGUAUCUUCGAAUAUACUGGUUAUACAAGAUUGACACCAGAUUAUCAUUGCUUUGAUAAAAACGGUGGAUUUAAUAGCGCGUUUAUUUAUACUCAAUGGUCCAACGUUGGAAACGGCAUAACGUUAGACGUAAGCAGCGAGUCAUUAUACGAUGCUAGCACUAACGAUUUGAGUUUACAUUGGGCAAAGAUUCUUUUCGAUAAAGUUUUCACGAUUGGGAAAAACAGCGAUGAUGACGGUAAUUGUUCGGUUUACUUUGUCAUUGACGCUACUUCGUGGUUGAGACAUUUCGCACAUAUUUUCAAGUUAGCCAAGAACAAUAUUCUUAAAUUUGCUAUUUGUUUAACCACGUUUCAAGAAUUACGCUAUUUGAGAGGCUCAAAGGAUGAUAAUGUUGUAGAAGCAGCAACAAGGUCUGUGAUUACUAUUAGGCAAUUGUAUGAUGAAGGGAAAAUCAUUCCUAUGAGAUUUACAGGGAAUAUAGCCACGCAUGUGGAGGAAAACUUAGAAUUCGAAGAGCAAAUUACUUGGAAGACACACGUUGACGAAUUUGUCAUUGAUGCUAUUGCUAAGCUGAACCAAAAUUUCCAAACCGAAAGAACGAUAGAUAUAAACAAAGGCCGUGCCAAGGAAUUUGCAGUUUUAGUAACGGACGAUGAUAAUAUGAACCAAAAGGCGAAGGAUAAAAUGAUAARGACGUGCAAUACAAAAUAUUUAUUUUCAUUGGGCAGCAAACUUGGCAUUAAUUCUGGAUUAUGUACCAACUGA
Molecule: messenger RNA, 3354 nt
Organism: Saccharomyces eubayanus
Lineage: Eukaryota; Fungi; Ascomycota; Saccharomycetes; Saccharomycetales; Saccharomycetaceae
Gene: ESL1
Product: Esl1p
Exons: 1
Coding region: 1-3354 (1117 amino acids)
Biological process (GO): nuclear-transcribed mRNA catabolic process, nonsense-mediated decay
Cellular component (GO): telomerase holoenzyme complex
Molecular function (GO): protein binding; telomeric repeat DNA binding; telomerase RNA binding
Source: RefSeq, a predicted model, not a curated record